UUGAGACCGAAACGCGCCUUGUGUCACGAGAUGACACCGCUAUUGGAAUGCUCAAAGGGCACACCUCCGAGGUCUUUGUCUGUGCGUGGAACCCUUCAAGCAAGAACAUCCUAGGCACGGGAUCAAAAGACACAGUAGUAAAUAUUUGGCGCCUUCACGAGCCUUCUUUCAACGACCCAGCACCUACUUCCGACCCACCGCUAACAUUUACUCACCGGGUUGACGCGGACCAGGGCGACCUGACGUCUUUGGACUGGAGCCCAGAUGGCAAGCUGUUGGCAGCGGGCUCCUACGACACGUACCUCAGAAUAUGUGACUCUUCCGGUCAACUCUACUUUGCGGAGAGCAUGCAGAAGGGGCCAGUAUUUGCAACGAAGUUUUCACCGUCCGGUCAAUAUGUUCUUACUGCAAGUAUCGACGGGUCCGUAUGUGCAUGGGAUGUUCCAAAGAAGACCCUAUACAAACAAUAUCGACAUCACGAGCGUUGUUGUCUUGACAUUGAAUGGUUGUCUAACGACAUCUUCGUCAGCUGUGGUGUAGAUUCUAAAAUCCAUGUUGUGAGGCUUGAUACCGACAGCCCUAUCGAGACCCUGAGCGGUCACUCGGACGAAGUCAACCAAAUAAAAUGCAAUUCACGUCGGACAUUGCUCGCGUCUUGCUCGGACGAUGGUACUGUGCGUAUAUGGGAAGUUGGGGAUGUCAAGCUCGGCCGAGCUUCUAACAAUGAAGCCGUCACCCUUGCCGGGCACUCUUCCACUGUCAACAGCAUUACGUGGUGCCCGUGGGACCAAACAUCAGACUAUGACCUUCUUGCCACGUCAUCGCUUGACGGGACCUCCAGGCUAUGGAAUUCAAGUACGGGUGAAUGCUUAAGGGUGUUCAGUGACCACGCAGCGUCCAUAUACACCAUCGCCUUCAGUCCUGACUCGCGGCUGUUCGCAACCGCCGGCGCAGAUGGCUAUCUACGCGUGUACGACGUCAAGUCACGCGAGGUCAAGUGGUCAUGGCGCGCCACUACAGAGCGGACAGCUAUCUUUGAGAUUGAUUGGCAGCAAUCCGAGAACCUCAGCCGUAUAGCACUAGGUCUCGAGACAGGACUAGUCGGCGUCGUGGACGUUUCCCAGAUCCCUGCUCUGAGGACGCAGUAAUUAGGACCUGCUGACUUCCUACAUUGUAUUAAUCGUACUGUAUUUCUUGUGCUGCACUAUGAUCUGUCCCGGCACCUCCAGGCGACGUUAUCACAUAUGUCACACUUC
This is a messenger RNA of Phanerochaete carnosa HHB-10118-sp, 1256 nucleotides long. RefSeq lists its product as uncharacterized. The record is from RefSeq and is a predicted model, not a curated record. Bases 48 to 1148 code for a protein of 366 amino acids. Gene Ontology annotation, cellular component: histone deacetylase complex. Lineage: Eukaryota; Fungi; Basidiomycota; Agaricomycetes; Polyporales; Phanerochaetaceae. Gene Ontology annotation, biological process: regulation of transcription by RNA polymerase II. Gene Ontology annotation, molecular function: transcription corepressor activity; protein binding. The transcript is spliced from 8 exons.